Messenger RNA from Neodiprion virginianus, 3306 nucleotides. It is a transcript of the gene Ugt50B3, whose product is annotated as UDP-glucosyltransferase 2-like. Gene Ontology annotation, molecular function: UDP-glycosyltransferase activity. Lineage: Eukaryota; Metazoa; Arthropoda; Insecta; Hymenoptera; Diprionidae. The transcript has 7 exons. The record is from RefSeq and is a predicted model, not a curated record. The coding region runs from base 1052 to 2629 and encodes 525 amino acids.
AGGAAAAAUUGUGCGAGGCACUCGUCAAGCUCGGAAGGAUAUUGUACGUGUACCGAGAACUGUAAAUGAAAUCGAAACGCGCGUAGGUGAUCAGGUAUAAUCUAGUAUUGCAGGCGCGUCAUCGCUGAGCGGUGUUCACCUGACGGUUGCGAAGAACCAGGACCAGGUCAGGGGGGCCUGAAGAACCACCGAAGGUGGGGUUAACUCUCUCUUGGACUCAACUGAUAAUGAAACUGCUGGCCAGUCACACUUUCACGCUCGCCGCGAUUUGAACUUUUCGCUUAUAACCGCGAAACAAACGAAACUUCCAUACGCGUUUACACUUCCAUGUGCAUAUCUGAUUUUUCUUUACUUUUCCUUGUAAUUCUCCCACUUCCGUCGAUGUGAUAGGUGGAAAAAAAACAAACGGUUCCAGUAUAAUUGCUUUCGCGUAUUUCAACGUUUCGAAAGCAAACAGCCGAGUUGAUCAAUCGAUUGACACAUGCACGAUAUACACGUUUUUAUAUUUCGUUGCUAAAUGUUCGUAACGGGGCCGAAGCGUUAGUGGAAUCACAACGGUAAUAAUAGGUCUGUCUAAAUUAAUCUGCAACCCCCGAUUCGAGUUAUUUACCCGCGUUUAAAAACCGCGAGUGAAGUUAUGUGCUUGUUUGUCGGUACCGGUAAUGCGGCGAUGAACCCAACCGCGGUUCAUUAGUCUAAAGAAAUAAAACCAUUGUCAACAACGCUGGUGUAAAUACAGGGAUGAAUCACUAAAUGGUUACUAGAACGUAGUGGUGAGCAGUGGAAACAGCAACGAUACAAAAAAAUCCACGGUUAUUAUCCAACAGGAAAGACUCGCUGCGCUGAAUUGUAUCCGCAGUGACAAGUGCGAAUCUGACAAAAAAUCUGCUACACAAUUACUCGGAGAACAAACCAAACGUCACCGUUCUGCAGUGAUUCACAUCCCGCAGGAUAACGGAAGGCAAAAGUCUAAGGGAAUAGGGGAGAGCGGUUAACUUCAACUUUAUGACUUUGAAGCUCGUUGGUUCAAAGUUCAACCUUGUCGCUGAUCAUGGGUCGUGAACUCGUUCACCUGUUGAUUGCCUGCCUGCACUUCGUAUAUUCCUCACCGCAACCGGCGGAAAGCUACAAUGUAUUGCUGGCCACGAUGGGAGGCACAAAGUCCCACACGGUACCGUUUGUCGCCCUUGGUACUAUUCUGAAGGAGAGAGGACACAACGUAACCCUUUUCAGCGCGUUCACUGGCCCCGCGGCAAAUAACGCACUGCGCGAAUUUGUGCCUCCCGUUUUAGAGGCCUACGUCGGAAACUACACCGCCGAAUGGGAUCUGGUGGGAUCGAGAUUCCGGAACGAACUUCCUCUAUCACCCUGGGACGCGAUGCGGUACGGAUGGGAAGCCUGCGAAGCGCUCCUGCAGGACGAGACGUCGCUUAACUCCCUCAGGAAACCGGAAGGAGAUCCAAGAGCUCGGUGGCACGUCGCGGUGCUUGACGGGACUUAUCCGGAAUGUUUACUGGCGAUUCUGCACAAGGAGAACGUGCCAACGAUCAUGCUGAACACAGUUGCCCUCUACACCGGAUCCAUAACUCGACAGGGUAGCCCGUCGCCGUGGUCGAUCACACCGUACUUCGGAAAGGCUUUCACUCAAGACAUGAAUUUCAUACGGAGAAUCGUCAACGUCGCGUGUUUGAUGACCCUCGAGGUGAUGCACUGGGUCAUGAUUACUGGCUACCUUCAACCCAUUCUGAGGAAACAAUUAGGCGACGACGUCCCGGAUGUCAGAGAUCUGAUAGCUGACGUACCAUUGACGUUUCAAAACAGCCACUACACAGUCGCGGACUCUCUUCCACAUCUGCAAAACGUCGUGAACGUUGCAUGUUUGCAUUGCAGACCGGCAACGGAGCUCAGCACGGAACUUGAAUUAUUUCUGCGAAGAGGUUUCAUCUUCGUAUCGAUGGGCUCCUCGGUGCACGCGGCUGGAAUGCCUGACGCUCUUCGCGAAAUCUUCAUCGCCGCCUUCUCGACACUGCCUUACAACGUCGUCUGGAAGUGGGAGGGCGGGAAGAUAGAAAAUCUUCCCCCCAACGUCAGGAUAGCCGCGUGGUGGCCGCAGCAAGAGUUGUUGGGCCACCCCAAUCUCAAGGCUUUCGUCUCUCACGGAGGACUUCUUUCCCUACACGAAGCCGCCUUUCACGGGGCGCCGACUCUUGUACUUCCGGUAUUCUGCGAUCACGACGGAAACGCAGCGCAGGCCGAGAAACAAGGCUACGCACUCUUGAUGGACCUCGCCAGCAUCUCGGCGACUGCGCUUCGCGAGGGAAUUUUAAAGGUCGCUUCCCCGAAGAGCAACCCUUACAGAAAUGCCGCGAUACAGAAGAGCAUCCUGCUAAAGGACCUGCCGAUAAAACCUCAGGAUUUGGCUACCUGGUGGGUCGAACACGUGGCGAAAUAUCGCGGAGCUGAACACGUCAAGAGCACGAGCAGGCACAUGACGACGAUUCGUUACUAUUCAAUCGACGUAGCUGCUUUCUACGUGAGCCUCGUUACGAUCCUCGUUUACACCCUGAAGAAAUUCACGCUGAGAUUAGUAGUGGCAAAAGGAAACAUCGCUAAGAUGAAAAUCGACUGAUGACUGACCCAGGUUUAUUAUAGUGGGAAGAGGAAACGUACGAUUAAGCUGACAAUUAACGACAAUUAACGAAAACGAAAGUGAUCUCUGUCCAAAUCGGACACCGUCACACGCGGAUGUGUAAAUAUGUGUGUUCCUGCGCGGAGAGGAAGUACGUACAUGUAUGAUACAUUCGGUGAACGAUAUUCUAUUACCGAUAGUCAUAAUGCCAACUCCGCCAGGCCUCUACAUGUAAUACAUAUGUAUAUAAUUAUAAACGGUCGUGAAAAGUGAGAGUGGAACCAAAACUUGGACUAUUACGCAAGCGUAUACUUACAUGCAUAUGCAUAUGUAUACAUAUAUAUACAUAUACAUAUAUGCGAGGUUUGUAUAAAUUUUGCGAACAGUUUAUACGUAUUACAUUGGUGCUGCGGCGAUGAUUAUUAUUCUAUAGCAACGGCACCUGGUAAUGUGCAAUAUGCAUUGAGAAUAAAACCGUAGCGGGAAAGGUGAUCCGAAUUUCACCGCUUCGUAUAAUAAUAAGAUAUAACGUAGCGUGCGUGCUGCAAGAGAAGCUAUUAUAUGUUAUAGAGGCAUUGCAAGCCACUAAUAUCGGCGCUGUUCUUCUGCGCGUGUCGAACGUCGCGCUUUCUAACGCGGCAAUAAAAUUGUAAAGCGGUAGGUAGCCACUGUGAAUA